Messenger RNA from Medioppia subpectinata, 1275 nucleotides. The record is from the annotation of a GenBank genome assembly. NCBI's taxonomy places the organism in Eukaryota, Metazoa, Arthropoda, Arachnida, Sarcoptiformes, Oppiidae.
AUGUCUUCGAUGACCAUAACUAUGAGAAGCGGUUCCAACGCGUCGUCGAGUAAUCAUCCGUACUCUUCAGCAAAUGGCGGAUCAAUGAAUGAUAUGAUGUCUUCGUUUAGUUUGAGUGAUUUGACGCCCGAAGAGCAGCAGCUGUUGUCUGAGAUCAGGCGCCGGAAGACUGAUCUGAUGACCGAAAUCCAACAGUUGAAGGACGAGAUCUCUUCCGUCACACAAGAGAUGUCUAGACUUGAAGUGAACGACGAGACAAAAGUGAACACAAAAGAGAAACAGCGAUCGAUCGGCAAAAAGAGGUUUAAUAUGGACCCCAAGAAAGGCAUUGAAUACCUCAUCAACAAUGGUCUGAUGAACAACACUCCCGAAGCCGUGUCUCAGUUCCUGUUCAAUGGCGAAGGCCUUAAUAAGACGGCGAUUGGCGUGUAUUUGGGCGAAAAGAUUGAUUUCAAUCUUCUAGUGUUGGACUCAUUCGUUGAAUUGCAUGACUUCACGAAUUUGAUUCUCGUUCAGGCGUUGCGACAGUUCUUGUGGUCGUUUCGACUGCCAGGAGAGGCCCAGAAGAUCGACAGAAUGAUGGAGAAGUUCGCCGCCAGAUAUUGCCAACAAAACCCGGGGGUCUUCAGCAACACUGACACGUGUUAUGUACUGAGCUUUUCAAUAAUUAUGUUGAAUACAGCGCUUCACAAUCCGUCCGUCAAAGACCGGCCGACUGUCGAUAAGUUCAUUACAAUGAAUAGAGGCAUCAAUAAUGGCGGAGAUCUGCCCAAAGAAUUGCUGCAAUCGCUGUACGAAAGCAUAAAACAGGAACCGUUCAAAAUCCCAGAAGACGACGGCAACGACUUAAUGCACACGUUCUUCAAUCCGGACAGAGAGGGGUGGCUCUGGAAACAGGGCGGACGAUACAAGAGUUGGAAGAGACGCUGGUUUAUACUUAACGACAAGUGUUUGUAUUACUUCGAGUACACCACCGAUAAGGAGCCGCGGGGUAUCAUUCCCUUAGAAAACGUACAAAUCCGGGAAUAUAGCGAACGCACGUCCAAACCCUAUUGCUUUGAGCUCUUCUCAGCCGCCGGACAUUCGGAGGUGAUUAAGGCCUGUAAGACCGACGCCGACGGAAAGGUGAUCGAAGGCCGGCACACCGUUUACCGCAUGUCCGCCGCCACCGCCGAAGAGAAGGACGAGUGGGUCAAAGGUAUCAAAACAAGUAUCAGUCAUAACCCUUUUUAUGACAUGUUAGCCGCGCGUAAACGUAAGGCUCAACACCACUGA